Molecule: messenger RNA, 5146 nt
Organism: Trichoplusia ni (cabbage looper)
Lineage: Eukaryota; Metazoa; Arthropoda; Insecta; Lepidoptera; Noctuidae
Gene: Sclp
Product: leucine-rich repeat-containing protein 57
Exons: 4
Coding region: 3534-4076 (180 amino acids)
Molecular function (GO): protein binding
Source: RefSeq, a predicted model, not a curated record
CGUCGCGCUCUGUGGGUUUGGCGAGGUGAUCUCAAUCUUUCGGGUAUCCGUGCAGCUUCUUUGAUAUUCUUUAUUUUCCUAAAAUCACGGAUAAAAAGUCGAAUAUUAAGAACAUUUUUAAAAGAAAUCUAUAGAAUAGCGGUUAAAGUAGCGGGUUUGAUUAUUUUCAUUAACAGCUACAAAGCAUCUAAAUUGUAACAUCAACAAAUCAAUAUUCUUAUUCAUGCCUAGUGUUUACUAACAACUAGGCGUCCAACACAUUAGCAUUAACUUAACAUAACAUAAGUAUGUAGUUGUAACAAUUUACUAAAUUAAAAAAAAUAUAGUAACAGUCAGUCGUAAGAAUAACCAAAAUAGACCUUAACCGGGAGUAAAUAAAGACGCUAUUUAUAUACGUGUCACAAGUGAUUUACGUGCUUUAUUAACUAGGUAAGCACCUGUAGAUACACGCAUAAAAUAACGUGUUUAUAGCUAUUGCAACAUUAACACGGCUAUGAUACAUUGAUGACGAAUUGAGAGAAAUAUUACUUCACUAUACCCAUAACACACAUUACAGAAUAUACGGAUUUCCAAUUCAAAGAUGCUUAAUAACAUCAAAACGAUAUUACGAGCCAGUAUUUCAUAAGCUAGUAUUAAUUAUGACGUACAAAAUUACAAAUAAGUGUCUGUGCUAAUAUAUUAUUCAUAUACUUAGUUUUGGAAUGAACGAAAACUUUUUUUUAAGUAAGACUAAUUCUGAAACAAUUUCCGUUCUAAAAAAUGUCAGCGGGCAAUUAAUUCAAUAGUACAGUGGCAUGGCUAGUGAAUCUUAUGUUGUCAAAAGUAAACGAUCUUUUAGCAUUUUAUCUAAAAACUCCGAAAACGAGACGCAAUUCAAAUGGAAAACAUUAAGCUUGUUUACGUUAUAGUACCUGGCUUUACAAAAUAAAAUUACACAUAUAAAUAGCACUUAGAAUCUUUUGUCAGAUAUUGAUAAUCUAGAUGCAAAUUAUUACAGACUAACUUAAGACGUGUAGGUGUCAGUGAUUCGUGCUAGAAAUAAACAAUAUCUUCAGAUUCCACAGCAUAGUACCUAGGUAUAAGGUAGAUAUGUACAACGUAAUAUUGAUAUGACAAUGUAAGUACAAUAGAUGUGCGUAAUUAAAACUUUUUCCUACAAAUCUCAGUAUUGUAACAUAACACUACCGCAACUUUUUGCCACAGGUGUUACGUUCGUUUAAUUCUUAGCUCAAGUCAGGGACAUCUUCAUGGAGAUGGAGCCUCAACACGGCACGAAACGCCAUUAACGAUCUAUUCAAAAUACAACAAUCAAAUAUCAACCUUAACACGUAACAUUAGCGCUGAUAAUCGCAAGCUCUAUCUCGAAUGAAUAAUUACGCGAAAUACGCCCGUUUACGCAACCCCGCUUGGUAGCUCAAAUGAGUGUUCUGUUGCAUUCGCCUUUCGUAAACGAAGAUAUCGUGUAAAAAUUGUGAAACUAAGCGAGGCCGGCUCGACCUGGAAUAAUAACUGGCCUUUGUAACGCGGAUUAAUUUCAUGUGGAUUUAUUUAAUUCAUUAAUACACAAUCACUAUUUGUGUAAACAACGACUUUGAAAAGUAGCGCUGUCUGCCAGUUCUGAUAGCGCGUAUCACUUUCUUAUUAUCUUAUUGAUAACAGUUCUCUUGUUACUCAUGUACCUACCUAUAUAUAUAUAAUUAUCUGUUUCUAAUUAAAUUAAAGGAUCUACGUGUCUCCUCAAGACUGAAUGUUAUAUGUUAUCCUUUAGAUAUCUUAAAAUAAACCGCCUCGUUAAUUUUGCCGUGUCACUGUCGUCUUUGUAUUCCAUAAAUCAUGUAGGUAUGUUAUUUGUGUGGUGAGUUUAUUAUGGUAUUCAACCAUAAUAAACUCACCACCGACAAAUGCAACCGUAGGUAAAUACUGUAAUUCGGUGACAAAUAAUCCUAUUUUUUAGCGCCUGGUAGUAAUCAUUAUUACGGAAUGGGUUACAGCGAAACUUCGUUUUACUUACCAGGAUACGUUGUUGAAUAGAAUAUUCAACUGUCAUAAAGGAACAAAACAUCGCAAAAAAAUCUUAUCUACUUAUUUUGGAAAAGUAAAAUCUUUUGAACCAUGCAUCCACCUUUAAAAUGUACAAUUUUCUAUUUCUGCUGCAUGCGAACGCCCUGAUUAAGAACGCGGAUUUAUUUUUUUCAUUUGCGUGUUUGUAAUUACCUAAUAGUUCUGCGUUAUAAUGUAUUUAAUGUUAUUAAGCCGAAGACUUGAACUGCUUUUAAAAAAUGAUCAUUACUAUCUAAGUACUUAAUCAAUGUUAUUAACUUUACAGUACUUUUAAUAACCGCCUUUGCCUUGAAUUUCUACCGUUCAUUUAAAAAAAUACAUUGUGGUAUGAUAGGAAUAUUAUAACAUUUCUAUAAUUCCACAUACAUAUCCAUAUCGGAUCCCGGAACAUUUCUAAGCUGAAGCACAAAGAAUGCUAACGCGGAAGCUUAGCGCACAUGUAACAAUUCCGUGCCAUAGUCGUCGGCGCCGCCAUUCGAACGAUCGAUUUAGAACAUCUCACAUGCGCGUGCGUAUGAUUUACAAACUUGAACUCGCUUGCUGAACACAUGUUGGCCUUACCCAACCAAUUUAUUCCAUAAAGAGACACUCGCCGCUGGUAGAGAGGUCACUGCUCGUUAAUACACUUCCUUGUAGGUAAACGAUGCGUGAUUCAUUUAAUGUUGAUACCUUAUUACAGUGUAAUGUAAUCUAGAAAAAAAGACGUAACGAGGAGUCUUUGUUGCUCUUUUUGCUGUUAUGUUGUAACUCUAGACAAUUUAAUAAGACGAUGCUUAUAAUAUACCUAUAGCAAAGAACUAUAAGGUACUUCGCAAUACUCCAUUCAAAGUAGGGCCACAUGAGAUUCUCCAAUAUUAUCAGUAGCUAGCAACAACCAAGAGUUUCCUAAAUUCCUAUAAAUUACACAAUAACCAAAACAGAUUCAGUUAAGUGAAAGAAAAUAAUGAAAUAACAUAAAUUCAACGGUUACUUUUAGGUCUCAUAUUAAUAGAGCCGUGCCAAAUUCCAAAAUAAUAAAAAAAUAAAUUAUAUGUUCAUUUCGUUCGAAAAUCAUUUUACCCUUGCUGUCAUCCAGAAAUAUGAGAAUAUGCAGCCAUGAUUGAAAUUUGAUACUGACUUUCAGCUGAUUGUCAAAUGUCAAGCUUUCUGUUCUGUCUACUGAAACGUCAUUCUCGAUGAAAGUUGUGAAAACAAGACUUAUUUUUAAUUAAUUCGCUUAAAUAAUAAAUAGUCUAAAUCUAGAACAAAGUAUUAACUUCACUUAACCUGAAUAUUUACGUUUCCUGACAGUGUAAUCACAAAUUAAACUGCAAAUUAUAAACGUUAUAAUUGGUUUGUUCGCGUUUACGGCCGAACUGGAAUCUUAUGGAUUUAAAAAUAACUCUAGGAACACGCAGCGGUACUCGUGUUCCCGUUCCUAGUUAGUUGCAGCCACCGGUGUUAGUUAAUUGGGUCUACUCGUAUAUUUAACGAUGGCUUUAGCCGUGACUCGAGUGGUUUUAAAAUGCGAAGACGCACAGAAAACUCAAGUACUAGACCUAUCGGAAUGCCAGCUGAUGCAAGUACCUGAUGCUGUGUACCACUUGAUGCGACACACAGAACUCAAGAGCUGUGAUCUCAGCGGCAAUGUUAUUACUAAGAUACCUCCUAAGUUUGCAGUCAAGUUUAGUUUAAUUACAGAUUUAAACCUGUCCAACAACCAAAUGGCGAAGCUCCCUGAUGAGUUGUGCACACUAGCCUGCCUGGAGCGGCUGGACAUAUCACACAACUCCUUUGUGGCUCUGCCCCACAUCACCUUCCAGUGCCCCAGCCUGCACACUCUGCUUGCACAUCACAAUCAGAUCAUUGAAAUCGAUGUGGACAGAAUGGCAAGAUCUCGCGCCCUCGAGUACGUUGACCUCAGUGACAACCCCAUUCCUCCGCGCAUGCACGACGAGCUCAAGCAACUGUCGCGGCCCUCAGUGUCCGUGUCCGAGAGACAGAAAGAAGACUGGGAGGAGGACCUCAUACUAUAAGUGUACUUAAGUGGACUCAUGCAUUCAGGGCCAGCGGUUCAUAUGACAAGGGAAGCUCUAGAGCCUGCGAAUGACGUGGCUUAAGUGGCUGGAUCAGAAAUAUCUUACAUUUGAAGUGGUGCUCUAGCAUAUAACAUAGGGUUUAGUGCAAUAUAAAUGUCAAAGCAAAAAAACAACUGGUCCUAACUAAACUGUGAUCUUCUCUGUGAAAAGAGGACAAUAUCAACAUAAUUUGAUAGUGUAUGCUAUAUAUUUAGUUAUAAAUGACAAUAUUGUCGCGUUUUGAAAGAGAUUUGUUAGAGAUUAAAUGUUUACAAGUAUCGACGCGCUCAAAUUCGGCGUACUUAAUUAGCCUACAUGUGAUUUGGUUUGGAAAGUCCUAAUUAUAUGGCUUUUUAAUAAAAUUGAAACAAUCUAAAGAGUUUUGUAUAGUGUAAAGUGUUAUAUAUUUUUGAUACAUAUGAUGGUUGGAUGGUAUUAUGUUGAUAUAUCUCAUUGUAUUGAAUACUAGUCCAUCAUUAGUUAAGCUUUUAAGUUCCGAUAGGAAUGAGAUUAUGUUGUAAGUAAUUGAUAAGUACACAAGAAUUAUUGUCUUUUGCAAUAUAUACUGACUUGUACAGUUGUUAUUUUCUAUUAAUGAAAUCACUAUAAAAUUCGCUUUUAAUUAUAAUUGACACUUUUUGUAUUGUCUAUAAGUAUUGCAGAGGUUGUUGUAAAUAAGAAUACCUACGUCAUCAGUUCUGAAGAAGUUAUUUCGUUAAAGGGUAGAUUAAAUUUACCAAAAAAAGGGCGGUAAAUUGAAUUAAAAAUGAAAUGGUGAGAAUGUAGCCAGUUAUUUAGCGUUCAUUAAUCACACGCGUGUUAUUGUUAAAAACAUUGAAAUGUAAAGAAAAACUUGAUACUUUUGACGUUUACGAGCUCUUGAACUAAUGGCGUAUACUAAGGGCGUAUAGGUAAUAAAAUACGAACACCCAAGGAUUUUCAAAAUAAAUAAUUAAGUUUUGUGAAGUGUUAUGUAAAGGAACACAGUCAUGGAUUAACAAUUAAACGCAUUUACAAAAUGCAAAUUA